Molecule: messenger RNA, 1326 nt
Organism: Blastomyces dermatitidis ER-3
Lineage: Eukaryota; Fungi; Ascomycota; Eurotiomycetes; Onygenales; Ajellomycetaceae
Product: PDCD2_C domain-containing protein
Exons: 2
Coding region: 1-1326 (441 amino acids)
Biological process (GO): maturation of SSU-rRNA
Cellular component (GO): cytoplasm
Source: RefSeq, a predicted model, not a curated record
AUGGAUCAGUACGAUAGCGACUCCUCAGGAAUUGACGAUUUCACCGAGACCAACGUCCUCCUUGGCUACGCCGAUGACGAUGCUUCAGACGAUUCGAUCAGUCACCUGGGCGGAUGGCCGACCUGGCUUGACCCCGCGACCCCACCACCCGGUGACUUCGCCAGAUGUAAGGUCUGCAACAACCCAAUGCUACUUCUCCUACAAUUAAACGGUGACCUGCCAGAACACUUUCCUCACGAUGAACGGUGGCUGUAUAUCUUUGGGUGCCCCAGGAAAUCCUGCACCAGGAAGAAUGGCAGCUUACGGGCGCUGCGCGGUGUGAAGAAACACAAAAUCGUAAAUUCAUCCUCACGACAACAGCAAAAUAACCAGCCUGAGAAAACGGGAAAGGCUCCAGAACCCACACCGGCAGAGAGCAAGCCCAAGCAAGAUCUUGGUUCUAGUCUCUUUGGUGCCGCCCCAUCUAGCCAAGGGCAGUCAGCCAACCCCAACCCAUUUUCGACAGCAUCCUCCCCCAGUCAAGCAAACCCCUUUGCCUCCCUUGCCCCUACAUCCAGCCUCGCUGCAAAACCGCCCCAAAAACCAUCCUCCCCUCCUCCCACCGAAUCCCUCCCCGAAACCUUCGCCGAAAAAGUCCGCCUCUCCUCUCCACCCCCACGAAAUCCUGCAAAGACAGGAGCAGCCGGUCCGCCCCUCCCAUGGCCUCCGCAAUCCGCGUUCCCAAAGCCCUAUCCGCACCACCACCUCGAUGCAGAAUACGAAACUCUCUCCCGCCCGCCGUCCCCCACCCUACCAACCACAGCGCAGCCCGUCCUCAUGGACGAGGACUCCUCCAUGACAGCAGGUGCAGAGCCCAAAGACACCUUCGAAUCCGCCAUGGACAAAUCCUUCCUGCGCUUCUCGGCGCGCCUGGGCCAUAACCCGGAGCAAGUCCUCCGCUACGAAUUCCGGGGUGCACCGCUACUCUACUCCACCACCGACGCGGUGGGGAAACUCUUCUCCAGCCCUUCCCCGUCUGCCAAAUCGUCCCAUGUCAAAGUAUCUACCCGUGGUAGUAGCGCGGGCAGCCCGAACAGGAUUCCCCGCUGCGAAUACUGUGGGCGCGAACGCGUUUUUGAAGUCCAACUCACGCCGCAUGCGAUCACGGUGCUUGAGGAGGGGCGGGAGGGUAUUGGGCUUGGACCUGAGGAUGAUACAGGGAUGGAGUGGGGGACUGUGAUUUUGGGGGUUUGUGCGGCGAACUGUGGGUUGGAGCAUGAGGGGGUGUUGGGGUGGAGGGAGGAGUGGGUUGGGGUGCAGUGGGAGGAAAGGGUUGCGGGGAAGUAA